AGGUCGCGUAAGCGUUUGACGUCAGCAUAACAACAACCUGUCAUGACAGCUCGUUCGGAGGAAAGAAAUAAUUCGUUCAGCUUUGAUACGAGAAUAUUUAGGAUCCGCUCCCCCCGCAUGUAAGAGCUCAUCUGUCAGUGCGUGAGAUCCAGGAGGGACCGGGCAUUCUUGGACCUGUCGGUUAGUCAGCCGAAGAGACGGGGAACAGGAUUGGGAAGCAGGGCGAGGCGGGCCCCGCGGAGCCGGCGGAGAAAAUGGCCGGCAGCCCGGAGAAGAGUUCCACCGCGCAGGAGCUGAAAGAGCAGGGGAACCGGCUGUUCCUCUGCCGCAAGUACCAGGAGGCUGCUACAUGCUACAGCAAAGCUAUCAACCGGAAUCCAUCCGUGGCAGUGUACUACACCAACAGGGCUCUCUGCCACGUGAAGCUGCAGCAGCAUGACAAGGCUCUGGCAGAUUGUAAGCAUGCGCUGGAGCUGGACAGCCAGUCGGUCAAGGCCCACUUCUUCCUGGGCCAGUGUCACCUCGAGCUGGAGAACUAUGAUGAGGCCAUCGGUAACCUGCAGAAAGCUUUUAACCUGGCAAAAGAACAGAGGCUGAAUUUUGGAGACGACAUCCCCAGUGCCUUGCGCAUUGCCAAGAAGAAACGCUGGAACAGCAUCGAGGAGAAGCGCAUCAACCAGGAGAACGAGUUGCAUGCUUACUUGACCAAGCUCAUACUGGCUGAGAAGGAAAGAGAACGAGAAGAAUACAAAGAAAAACAGGACGACAAUCAAAAUGGGGGCGAUGCUGCCAAGAUUGCAUCGAAACAUGACAAGUAUCUAAUGGACAUGGAAGAGCUCUUCUCUCAAGUGGAUGAGAAAAGAAAAAAGCGGGAGAUCCCAGAUUACCUGUGUGGGAAGAUCAGCUUUGAGCUGAUGAGAGAGCCCUGCAUCACACCCAGUGGAAUCACCUACGAUCGCAAGGACAUUGAAGAGCACCUACAGCGAGUGGGUCAUUUUGACCCUGUCACCCGGAGUCCUCUGACCCAGGACCAGCUGAUCCCUAACCUGGCCAUGAAGGAAGUCAUCGAUGCCUUUAUCCAGGAGAACGGCUGGGUGGAGGACUACUGAAGUGACCCCCGCCUCCCAUUUCUCUCAUAAUCCCCCGAAACUCAACACAGCCUGGACAACUCGAGACUUUAGAGAAUCACCCCUUGCCUCGACAUAAACUUUACACAAGCAGGAAAAGCCACACGAUGGACUACCAGAUGGGAGCCAUACAUCUUGCUCUGCCUUCCCUCCUCCUCAUCCUCCUCAUCCUCCUCUUCCUCCUCCUCCUCCCCCUCCUCCUCCUCACAUUUUAUCUUUGCUGUAAAACAUCCUGCUCUGACUCUCUUAGGCUCGGCGGUCAUGGCCUGCUGCUCCCUUUAAAAGCCCCUUUCCAUUCAGAUAUUCUCUACACUUUCUCCUUUCCUCUCAGUCAUGCUGUUUCUAGUAUUACAAGCCUGACUCCUUUCUACACAAAACAAGGGGCCAUGUUCUCAGGUCUCCUCCUGCUCCCUCUCUGUCCCUCUCUUUCUCUGAGUGCCACAAUCCUGGGAAAGCAUCAGCAUUGCACACCAGUGUUUCAAAGAACCCACCAAUUUACAAACAAUUACACUUUGGUGGCAGAAUUAAUUCAAACAUUGGCCUUUUAUUUGGCGUUUACUCCUGUAUUUCGUAGUCGUUUUUUUUUUCUUUUAAGAACGGAGCAUUUGCCGAAGUGGUUACUGAAAUGCCAAAACUCUAUUCUCAACAAGGGUGACUAGUUUGUAUGCAAGUUUUACACAAUGAUAAUUUAAUAAUUAGUCAAUGGUAAGUUUGUCACUGAGUAUUUUAACCCGUUGUGAGUUAUUUGGCAUGACUGUGGCGCUCCAUGUCGCCAUUCUGUAAGACUUUCCAUACAUUUUAUAAUUAUUUUUUUUCAAUCAUCAAACCCCCAUUACAGACAAUUGAAAUAAGUUGAAUGUAUGCAAAGUUUACUCUUUAGGUUUGACCUACAGUAAUUCAAGAUGUUUCUUACCAGGACAAUGUAAGGUUUCCAUGAAAAAAAAAAAAGCCUUGAAAUGGACAAUGGAAAUGAAUGCUGCAUACGAAAAAAAAAAAAAAAAGUUUUAACGUUGCUGGAUAAUUGUUGAAAAUGUUUGAAUUUCGAUAGAUGACGUGAGCUGUUCGGGCUGAAGCUCAAAUCUGCGUCGAAGAAUGGUCUGUGCUGUCUGUGUCGUUCAUAGAAACAAAAUCCUGUGCUCGGACGUUGUGUUUGGCUUUUGCUGUCUGCCUGGAAUGUCAGUGUGUGGCCGCUUUCCUCAUGCAUGAAGUGAAUUUUCUUUUUCCUUUUUGCAAAAACAGAAGAGGGCGGCUGUCACUUCCUUCGCCUUUUUUUGCUGUUAAUUUGAUGCACCUUCUCCUCCCAGUGUCCCAGUUGUAAACGACGAUGGUUGCAUCGGCUCAUGUGAACCAGUCGUCGGUGUGAAACUAACUUUUUAAGUUGGUGAAAAUCCUGUUACGAGGAUUUCACUGGAAUUGCUGUACCAACCUCCUCUGUGUUAGACAUGCUGGAAGAGUUACGACCAUCUUGAUCUCGUCCAUACCUCAGUCCCAUCCUCUUAGUUUACAGGUUGUUCUGCUGAAUGUGUGUCCGUGGUGAGUUAGGCCUGUCGGUGGGUUGUGUUCAGGUGCAGGCAGUGUAAAUAAUUUGCUUGUGUAUCUCAGAUUUUAUUUCUUUACUAUAUAAGGUUCUUCUUCUUUUUUUCUCUUGAGAAAUCCUAUAGAGCUUGAGAAACUGUAUUAAAUGUAGAUAUGUUGAUAACAUAAAUGCCUGGUUCUGUUUUCAUUUGUCCAAAUUAAGUUUCUCAUUAAAGAGAUACCAAGUAUGAUGCUCAUUGGAAUCAAAUCUCUUACAUAUCAUUUUCUUGCAGCACAAUUAAGAACACCAGCCCCUCAAUAAAUUCUCAUUUUGGUAAAUUUACAAUGUUGCUUUUCAAAUCUCAGACAUCUGACGUGACUUGUUUGAGUCCAUAGUUUGGUACAAACAAGUCUCAUUUUAUCAAGGAUGAUUCAGUUUUGCUGCAUUAGGCAUUUCUCCAUGUUUCUUCCUGCCCCAUUAUAUCAUUUUGACCCGUGUCUGCUGUUGAGGCAGCAAAAAAUCAACCACCCUCAUACUGUGUGUUAAAGCUGCAAUGUUUCUUUUGAAAUCUCAAGUUUUGUCUUUCAGAUCUGCACUAAAGCAGACUUUAACUGUCCUAGCUGAGCCUGUAACUGAAUAAAUCAGUCAGAAUGA
This is a messenger RNA of Hippoglossus stenolepis (Pacific halibut), 3297 nucleotides long. It is a transcript of the gene stub1, whose product is annotated as STIP1 homology and U-Box containing protein 1. The record is from RefSeq and is a predicted model, not a curated record. Lineage: Eukaryota; Metazoa; Chordata; Actinopteri; Pleuronectiformes; Pleuronectidae. The transcript is spliced from 8 exons. Gene Ontology annotation, molecular function: ubiquitin protein ligase activity; protein-folding chaperone binding. Gene Ontology annotation, cellular component: cytoplasm; Z disc. The coding region runs from base 255 to 1109 and encodes 284 amino acids. Gene Ontology annotation, biological process: cellular response to misfolded protein; protein polyubiquitination; protein quality control for misfolded or incompletely synthesized proteins.